GGUGUAUUUUAGAUAAGCCAAAAUUUUAUUAAAAGCACAAGAAUUGCCCAACCUAACGCCCUGUUCCCAUCAAUAUAUUUUAAUUUGUUCCCGUGAGCAGUUUGGUUUAAGCACAAAUCAAAUAAAUCACUCUGAUCUUUGACUUUCCAGUUGCUCUUGCCGACUUGAAGAUCAUCUCUUUGCAGAAAGGUUCAAGGGAUCACAAUCUAUUGUGCCUGCAACUGCAACACCUUAGAGCUGAGUUUAUUACCUUUGACUAAUUGGAUAGCAAAAAUAUAAGAACAUCAGUUUCUGAUGGAGAUCUCUGCCCCAGUUUCGUUACAUAAAGAAUUCAACUUUGAGAAGAGGGGACUGCUUUUUAAGCGAAAUUUUGUGCUGAGUAGAGCUGAUCAAGCAAUUUACAAAACAGAAGAAGUAAAUGAUGCUGUUUGGGAGUGGCUAAAACAUGUGGAUCAACUCAUUGAAGAGAUGAAUCCACAAAUCAAAAAAACGAGUGUGAUGAAUUCCACAUGGUACACUGAAAUGAUAGAGAAAAUAAAGGCACUUGAUGCCAACCGUAAAUUUGAGCCAUUUUCAGUCCCAGCCAAAGAUUUGGGAUAUCCCUUAAAAAAUAAGCAUCUAAGACGUCUAAUGCCUCGGUAUCAGAUUUUUCUCAGCUUUCGAGGAAAAGAUACUCGGGAUGGUUUUACACAUGAUCUCUAUCAAGCUUUGACGGAUGAGGGAUUCAAGACCUUCAUAGAUGAUAAAGGAUUGCAGACCGGAGAUAAAAUUUCACAAUCUCUUUAUAAUGCGAUUGAAGGAUCAAGGCUUUCGAUUGUUAUUUUGUCUGAAAACUAUGCAGAGUCCAGCUGGUGUCUCGAAGAACUUAUCAAGAUUCUUGACUGCAUGGAUAAUGUUGAUCAGAUGGUCUGGCCGAUAUUUUACAAAGUGGAUCCAACAGACGUAAGGUUUCAGAAAAAGAGUUAUGCCAAUGCCAUGGCUAAACACGAAAGAAGAUAUGGAGAAAGUUCUGAGGAAGUAAAGAAAUGGAGAUCGGCUUUGCAUGGAGUGUGUGAAUUGUCUGGAAAGCAUUAUGAUGCUAGCCGGAAAGAAGAUGACUUUAUUGAAGAGAUUGUAUCAGAAGCCAAUAAAAAUAAAGAUUUCUUGAAUAUUGAAAGCAUGGAUAUGGAUUAAAGGGAAGAUUCAACUUCACAAGAUAGAGCUAAUACGACCGGGUAUUGGCUCACAACAAAGCUCACAAAUGGACAGUGGUUGGUUGUAAUGUUUGUGUUCAAUAUUAAGAAGUUGUUUGGACACAUUUCUAUUCCAAGGAUAUUGUUUAAUCUUGAAUAAUAAAUUAGUUUAUUGUGAAGACUUUCUCAAGCUGUGCUUGCUUUUACCGUAAGUAAUGAUAUAAGUGCUCUUGCUUUAA
Lotus japonicus is the source of this 1411-nucleotide messenger RNA. RefSeq names its product TMV resistance protein N-like. The record is from RefSeq and is a predicted model, not a curated record. Lineage: Eukaryota; Viridiplantae; Streptophyta; Magnoliopsida; Fabales; Fabaceae. The transcript has 3 exons. The coding region runs from base 295 to 1173 and encodes 292 amino acids. Gene Ontology annotation, biological process: signal transduction.